Aspergillus nidulans FGSC A4 is the source of this 1608-nucleotide messenger RNA. RefSeq names its product protein gprN. NCBI's taxonomy places the organism in Eukaryota, Fungi, Ascomycota, Eurotiomycetes, Eurotiales, Aspergillaceae. The transcript is spliced from 5 exons. Bases 1 to 1608 code for a protein of 535 amino acids. The record is from RefSeq and is a predicted model, not a curated record.
AUGGCCAUGGUCUCGAACGGCUCUUUUACAUCAUGUCCUGCGCCCUUCAUUGCUGAGCUCUCGAUAGGCGACACUGGUGGCUGUUUCGACGGCCGAGUCCUCUCCUGGAUCGCGCUCGCCGUGCUGAUUCUCAUGGUCUGCUCUGCGUUGACAUACAUUCUUCUUCCGGUUGAAGACACCCAGCGCCACUACUUGACGUUGAGCCCGCUGAUGGGUUUCAUAUUCAUGUCGGUCGCAUUCAUUAUGCCUCUGGGAAACUCUGACCACCAUUGCCACGACGCCAUUACCCCCAACGACUGGCUGUCCGACACGACCUGCGCGUUUACCGGCUCAUUGAUACAUUAUGGCGUCUGGGUUCUUGUCAUCGGAUGCUUUUUCCGCUCUCUCUCCCUCUACCUUCAGCUUAUCUGGGACAUCCAGCCCGGCAAACAGUUCCGCUUGGUAGCCCUACUCAGCAUAUUUGGCGGCUCCCUCGGCCUGCUCGGAAUCUCCCUCGGCGUGUCUGGCGUCUCGUAUCAGGUGGGCGACAUGUGCUACAUCAGCUAUCCCAACAGCGCCGGCUCUUUCUGGGGCCCGCUCAUCGGCGUCGCAUUCAUAUCCUGGGUCAUCCAGAUGUUCAUCAUGGUGUACACUAUCCGUGGUGUGCUGACUCGAGGUGGGACGGCACGGUUCUCCAUCUUCAAGAAGCGAUCAGACGACAGUGACCCGCUUUCGCGUGCCGCGCAGGCAAGGGCCAUGAGACGGAAUAUCUUGCAGAUCCUGGAGCUCCAAUGGAGGGCGAUUGCCAUCUGCUGUCUGAUUCUCGCCUAUGUGGUUUAUGUGGCCCAGGUGGUCCUGCGAUGGGGAGAUCCAGGCCAGUACAGCGCGAAUGAAUUGAAGCCGUGGGUUGAAUGUCUCGUCCGCGAAGCAGGGGACAAACACGCCUGCCGGGACGAGGCGAGCUCUAUAGUUCCGAGUCAAAAGAGUGUUGUUGCAGCGUUGGUGAUGCUUGCUUCCUGCGGCGUCUUGGGCAUCGCCUGCACGGCCCGGUACACCAUGAUCCUCGGCUGGAAAGACUGGUUCCACUAUCGGUUCGACGCCCUGGCUGACCUGCUGCCGGGGCGAGACCACACCAACCGCAGCAGCUCCAUAGCCCUUAACCCCAGCGCUGGCGCUGGAUCUGACCCUCGUCAAGGUAACGGGCUUGAUCUCGAGCUUGCCUCGGCCUCGACAAACGACACACACUCGGACGGCGUAACGGUAGUCGAGUCACCAACCACGCUGGAAGAGGUGGAUAAGCUCUACGGGUCGCGUACAUACCAUGUUCCCAAGAAUAGCUUUUCAAGGCCGGGGACGGUGCAUAGUCUUCUUUCAUACCCAGAUUCGAACUCGACCUGGAACGAUCCGACAACGCCGGGCCAUGCAUAUUCACAAUCUCAUACGAUCUUUAAACCGCCACGGGCAAGUCCAAGCGCAAGUAUGUUUUCACGAAGUAGCCAUACAGGAAGUCCGUCGUACCCACCUGCAGCUGCGAGUGUCUACGUCGGUGGCUCGGCGGCGCAGAAUAAGAUUACAACGAGAAUCGAGGCGACAAAUGGUGCUGCAUAUUCACUAAGAGAGAGGGAGUAG